UGAAAAUAAUUUAUUGCCAUCAGAAACGGUAACAACAUCAUCAUCAACAACAACAACAACAACAACAUUGAUGACGACAAUUAAAUCGAAUCUGAUUGUUAAUCAAUCAAAAAUUAUUGUUGAUAGUGAUGAAAACAAUGAUUGUUUUAACUAUGAACAAAUUGUCAAAGAAUAUCCACGUGAUCAGAAUUGCCAAAUAAAUAUCGAUAUUGAUGGACGUCGUUUUAAUAAAAAAUUGCCAAAUAACAAUAAUGAUGACAAUUUUACUAAAAUAAUAAGCCAAUAUGAACAUUGCCACAUUAUUACCGGUUUUGUUUCAUUACGGCAUUUUUAUUUUGACAAAAAUGAUUCAUUAUUAUUCAACAAUCUAGUCUUUCCAAAUAUUGAAUAUGUUCGAGAUUUUUUACUUGUACAUAAUUUUCGUUCAUUUAAUGAAGAUAAUGAUGAUGAUGAUGAAAAUGUAAAUAUAACAUUGGGACAUAUAUUUCCACGUUUACGUCGUAUUUAUGGCUAUCGUCGUAUUGAUAAUAUUGCAUUAAGCAUAUCAGAUUUUUGGACAAGUGAUCAUAUUUCAUUUGAUUCAUUGCAACAAGUAUGUGGUACAAUCAAAGUACUAUCAUCACGUCCAUAUUUUCGUCAUUCACCAACAUAUUGGCAUCUAGUGGAUAAAUAUCGUAAUCGACGAUUAUUUACAAAUAUGACUAGAUUUCAAUCAGAUUAUGUCAUACCUGUACGAUCAAUUAUUGAUAAUCAUAAUGAAUCAAAUUUCAUUGGUAUUGAAUCACAAUUACGUUUUGAUAAACUUAUAUCAACAAAUAAACGUCGUAUUUAUAAAAUAUUACAUGUAUCAAUAUAUGAGAUUGAUCCAACAUUUUAUUCAUUUGUUGAAACCGGUAUUGAACCAUUAUCAUCAUCGGAAACAUUUUUCUGUAAUACAUCAUCACGUAUUGUUAUAUUAUCCGAUUUAGAUUAUUCGGAUAAACAAUUUUUAUUCCCAUAUCAUACAAAUUCAUUUGAUCAGGAACGUUUUCCAUAUUGGAAAAUGAAUGAUGUUUAUUAUCAAUAUAGAAAUGAAUCACAUUUACAUCCAGAACAUUUUCUUUAUAAUAAUCGUAUAGAUAAUAUUGAUAUUUGUAGAUUACAUAAUAUCUAUUAUGAUGAUAAUAAUAAUAAUGGUGAUAAUGAUAAUGAUAAUAAUCAAUCAAUGAUGAUUACGAAUGAAACAUAUCCAUUUCAAUUUAAACAUUAUUAUGUAAUCAAAUUGGAAUUAUGUAUAGAAAGAAGACAUGAAAAAUGUAUUGUACAUCAACGUUAUAUAUUUAAUCCAAAAUUUGAAGAUUUUGAACAAAUUUUAUUGAAAUUUUCCGAAAAACAACAACAACAACAACCAUUGGAUGGACAAUGGAUUUUUUCAACCAUUUUGAUUAUUGUCAUUAUCGUAAUAAUUAUAAUGUUAUCAAUUAUUGGCCUAUUCAUCUGUUGCAUACGUUAUAUACGGCCAUAUCAAUUGUUUCGUUUGAAAUCAUUUGUCAAUAUGGAUGUUGUAUCAGUGAAUCCAGAUUAUGGUAUUGUAUCCAAUCAUCAUAAUGAUAAUAAUAAUAUUGAUCAAUUGAAUCAUUUUUGGUCAUCAACAACAUUUCAUUAUAAUAAUAAUGAUAAUAAUCAACCAUUAUCAUCAUCAUCAUCAUCAUCGAUUAAUAAUGAUAAUAUUGUUACAUGUGAAAUUAAUCGUCAAAGUUUAAUACUUUAUCAACAAAAAAUGAUUGGUAAAGGUGAAUUUGGAUUCGUAUUUGAAGGUAGAUUAUUAUUAGAUCAUGAUCUUAAUUGUUCAUAUCAUUAUUUGGCUGGAAAGAAUAAUAACAUGAUGGAAGAAACAUCAACAUUGUCAUCAUGUAAUUGUUCUAUGAUUCAAUCAAGUCCUAAUAAUAAUGGCAAUGGUAGUAAUGAUAGUAUUCCAUCGAUUCGUGUGGCCAUUAAACAAUUAAAAGAUAGUGGUUUCACCGGUAAUGGUGUUACAAUAAAUAAAGAAAAAUUCAUUCAAGAAGCAAAAUUUAUGAAAACAUUUAAUUCAAAUUUUUUGGUUAAAUUGUUGGGCAUUUCAACGGUGGAAGAACCUAUACUUGUUGUAAUGGAAUAUAUGGAACAUGGUGACCUGAAACGUUUCUUACGAACUCGAUAUCAAGAUUAUCUGAAAUGUCGAAAUAAUGAUCUAUUACCAUCGUUUGAUCAAUUGGCACGUAUGGCCAUUCAGAUUGCUGAUGGUAUGCAUUAUUUACAUUCAAAAAAUGUUAUACAUCGUGAUCUAGCUGCACGUAAUUGUAUGGUUGCAGCUGAUUUAACAGUGAAAAUUGGUGAUUUUGGUCUUACACGUGAUCUUUAUGAAAAAGAUUAUUAUCGAUUAUCCGAAGAAGCACCAAUGCCAUUACGAUGGAUGGCACCAGAAUCCAUACGUGAAAUGAUUUUCACACCAUAUUCAGAUGUAUGGUCAUACGGAAUAGUAUUAUGGGAGAUAAUGUCUUUUGGUGAACAACCAUAUCGUGGUCGAUCAGAUAUGGAAGUGAAACAACAACUAUUGACCCGUAAUGCACAGCUUUCAAGGCCAAUUUAUUAUUUUGAACCAUUGUAA
Messenger RNA from Dermatophagoides farinae (American house dust mite), 2626 nucleotides. The record is from RefSeq and is a predicted model, not a curated record. Lineage: Eukaryota; Metazoa; Arthropoda; Arachnida; Sarcoptiformes; Pyroglyphidae.